Molecule: messenger RNA, 6425 nt
Organism: Leptopilina boulardi
Lineage: Eukaryota; Metazoa; Arthropoda; Insecta; Hymenoptera; Figitidae
Product: roundabout homolog 2-like
Exons: 10
Coding region: 673-4755 (1360 amino acids)
Biological process (GO): axon midline choice point recognition; axon guidance; Roundabout signaling pathway
Cellular component (GO): plasma membrane; axon
Molecular function (GO): protein binding; axon guidance receptor activity
Source: RefSeq, a predicted model, not a curated record
CAACAAUCCCCAGUCGUGAGUUGACCAUCGCGUCAACAGUUGCGUUUUCAUCGUAUAGUCUCUAUUUUCGUUUUCACAGUUCACAACAUUUUAUUGUGAACACCAAAUCAAAACUUGAUUUUUUGUUAAUAAAGUUACAAUUUUCACCUGGAACAAAGUGUCAUAAUUUCCGCUCAAGUGACAGUUUUUUUUUUCGUAUUGAAGUCAACAUGUUUUUUUACGAAAAUAUGCAGUGAAUAAUAAAUAUUACUAUAUCAGUUUACAUUGUGUGCCAGGAUCAUUUAUUGUUUUUUUUUUUUUUCGUUUUCAGUGAGAACAGUGUUUUAUGGAAAAAUAACGUGUCUGAAUUUUGGUAAAUUGUCAACAAUUUCCCGGCAAAUUGACGUUCGCUAAUUGCCGCAAGAUGGCGAUUAUUUCAUGUGUUAAGUUUUUAUUUUCAAUAAAAACAAAACAAUGAGAUAACUAAUUUUUUUCUCGAUAUGAUCGACAAUAAUCAGAUCGUGAAAGUUUAACCUUCGUGGAGAGUAAAUUCGAUCGGUUUUUUUUUCGGAUACUAUUAGUGAGUGAUUUUUGUGUGUUUUUUACAACAAUUUUAAUCAUGAGUUUGUGAUAAUUUUUUUUUUAUUAUUUGGAGAUCAAGUUCCUUUUUUGGAUAUUAUCAGUGAAAAAAAAAUGGAGUCCCGACGGAUCAACUGUUUUUUGCUGUUCAUCGCACUUGUCAUCUCCGUUAAAGCACAACAAAGAUCGCCGAGGAUAACGGAACAUCCGUCGGAUAUAAUAGUGGCCAAGAAUGAGCCGGUAACUCUCAACUGUAAAGCCGAGGGUAAACCGGAGCCUGUGAUAGAGUGGUACAAGGAUGGUGAACCCGUUCCAACAUCACCGGGUGAUGCCAAAUCGCACAGAGUUCUGCUUCCGACGGGAUCGCUCUUCUUCCUGAGGGUGAUGCACGGGAAAAAGGAGCAGGACGGUGGUGUUUACUGGUGCGUCGCCAAGAAUCAAGUUGGCAGCGUCGCGAGCAGAAAUGCGACCCUCACAGUAGCAGUGCUGAGGGACGAGUUUCGUGUGGAACCUCAGAACACGAGGGUCGCGACUGGUGAAACUGCUUUGCUAGAGUGCGGACCGCCUCGAGGCCAUCCGGAACCUACCUUGCAAUGGAAGAGGAACGGGCACGUUAUAGACUUGGAAGCUACCAAACGAAUAACACUUGUGGAUGGAGGAAACCUAAUGAUUUCCGAUGUCAGACAAACGGAUCAAGGAAAAUAUCAGUGUGUCGCGUCAAAUAUGGUUGGAGCAAGAGAAUCAAAAUUGGCCGCCUUAACCGUUCAUGUGAAACCAUUUUUCAAUUUGGUGCCAUUAAAUCAAACAAUUUUGACUGAUCAAACUGCCGAAUUUGCCUGCCGCGUGGGAGGCGAUCCAAUGCCGGAAAUACUUUGGCGUAGAAACGAUGGAAAAAUGCCAAUCGGCAGAGCUCACAUUUUAGACAAUAAAAGUCUCAGGAUCGAGAGGGUCACGUCUCAGGAUCAAGGUGUCUAUAUUUGUGACGCUGAAAAUGGCGUCGGUGCUAUUUCCGCAAGUGCUACUCUCACUGUCCAUUCCCGUCCAGUUUUCACAAAUUUCCCCAAGGACGAAGCAAUAAGUACAGGAUCAGACGUAACAUUCGCGUGUUCAGCGCGUGGUGCACCAAAACCGUCAAUAUUCUGGACCCGUGAAGGUUCACAGGAAUUAAUGUUCCCUGGUAAUACAUAUCAAGAUCGUUACACAAUCGCUGAGGAUGGUAGUCUUCAUAUUAAGGGAAUUAUUCGUAAAGAUGAGGGUCACUAUGUUUGUAGUGCAAUUAGUCAAGCUGGCGCAAGCACUGCCACUGUAUUUCUUCAAGUGACAUCAACCGAAGAAAUACCACCGCCAAUUAUUGAAUUGGGACCAGCUAAUCAAACGUUAUUAUUAAAAAGUACAGCAACAAUGCCAUGUCGUGCUGUUGGUACACCAAAUCCAAAAGUUCAUUGGCACAAAGAUGGUGUUUUAGUUAAAUUGGGAAGUCGUAUAACAAUGGCAAAUAAUGGUACACUAUUCAUUGAGGAUUUACAUACAAAUGAUUCGGGUUUAUAUACAUGUAUUGCAUCAUCAGAAUCUGGUAAUACAUCAUGGUCAGCGGCAUUGACAGUGAGUGCUUCGACAACACUUCACAGUACACCGGAUAUUGCCGCAUUGCCACAAAAUCCAAGUAAACCACGAAUUGUCAAUACAACAAGUAAUAGUGUCACUUUAACAUGGAGUCCAGGUCACGAGGGUCUCAGCAAAAUUAUCGGUUAUAAUAUUGAGUAUUUCAGCAGUAAUUUAAACACUGGUUGGGUCCUCGCUGCCACUGGAAUCACCGACGAUACUUAUACUGUUCUUGAUCUAAAACCGGAUACAAGCUACGUUUUCCUAGUUCGAGCGGAAAAUAGUCAAGGUUUGUCACUUCCGGGUCCAAUGUCAGAUGUUGCUCACACAGUAACUGCGAAUCAACACACAGUACCUCAAAUCGAAUUAAUCAGAGCUAGAGAUCGUCUUAAUAGCGAAAUUCUUCACCUAAGAGAAGUUCAAUCGUUAAGCAGUUCGAGUUGCAAAAUAAUGUGGGACAUUCUUGGAGCUGCUGAUUUGGUGGAAGGUCUCUACAUUCGAUAUCGUGAGGCGUCAGAAAAGCCGGAAUAUCAAAUGGUAACUGUAUUGAAUGCCGGUGCAACGAGUUAUGUUCUAACGAAUUUGAAAAAAUAUACACGUUACGAAUUUUUCCUCGUGCCAUUCUAUAAAACAAUUGAGGGACGACCGAGUAAUGUAAAAUUAGCCACAACUCAAGAAGAUACACCAUCUGGUGCUCCGGAAAAUGUUCACGUUGGAAUGAUCAAUAUUACAUCUGCAUUUGUCCGAUGGUCACCACCGCCAAAGGACACACAAAACGGUCAAUUAGUCGGCUAUAAGAUUCAAAUAAAGAGCAAUAGUAGCAACAAAAUUCUAGGCCAAAUGUCAUUGAACGCAUCGACAACUUCUGUGAUUAUAAACAGUCUAUCAACCGGUGGGCUCUACACGGCAAGAGUCGCUGGAUUAACACGCGCUGGAAUUGGUCCAUUCUCACCGCCAACGCUUCUCAACAUGGAUCCAGGACAAUUGUCCCAAGUACCACCGAGAACCGAUCCAAGUCACGGUGGAAUGUCCGUCGUUCGAGAAACAUGGUUCCUAAUUUUAAUAAUCACAAUGGUUUUCACAAUACUAGCCGCACUAUUAGGAACUCUCUACGUCCGUCGAAAGCAAGCAAUGAGCAAACAAUUGGGCCACCUUAACGUUCCCGUAGGCACUGCAAACGAUAUUUGUCAACUCAAUAAAGAUUCCCUUUGGCUUGAACGUGGCUGGCGACCAACAAACACACUACAAAAUAAUGAUAAAGACUGUGAAACAAAAUUACUCAACAAUCAACCUUUAUUAGCGCCCGGUAUUGUCAGUAUGGCCGGUUCCGAAUAUGCCGAAGUGAAUUUAACAACAUUUUACAAUACAAGAAAACAAAUACAAGCACCACCUGAACCAUACGCCACCACAACACUUUGCGUCGCAAAUCCAAGUCCCGAAUCAAUGGAAACAAGUGGACAAAAAUCAAAUUCAAGUGAUUCGUGCGUUAAACCCGAUUACUCAUCCCUUGAUUCAAAUCAAGAUCAAAAUAAAUCCACAAUAUCGCCAAGUAGCGAUAAUACAAGUGUCUAUACCGAUGAAAAUACGGAAAUACAACGAAGACCACAAUAUCGAAUUAAUGAAGGAAAUUCUCAAACAAUGCCAAAUUGGUGUGAUAUGCUACCACCACCUCCUGAACAUCCACCGCCAGCUUCUUCAAAUUCCCUUGCCGCACGAUUACAACAUCAAUCAUUUAGUCCCCAUCUUGGCAAACGAAAUGAUGAUUCACAAAAUUCCCAAAGUCCACCAACACCACCCGUGCGUAUUGGAGCCACAUUUUCCUCAUGGAACCCCGGUCAAGGACACGAUUUACCAUCAACUCUACAUCAAGGUCGCUAUACAACACUUCCACCUCAAACAAAUCCACCACCUGUACCAUCAUUUCCCCAAGGAUUCAAUCAUUAUGAUUUUAAAACACAAGAAAAUGAAUACGAAAGUGGUUCGGUAAUUUAUGGCCAUCAUCAAAAUGGUAGCGGUACUGGUGAUGAUUAUAGAAAUCAUGAUUCAUAUAAUAAACGUUCAAAUCAUCGUAUGGAACUCGAUGAUUAUCGUCACAAUGAUGAAAUGUUUAGAAAUGAUAAUUUAUAUCAUCCGGAAAAUGAUGAAUGGGAUAGAAAAUCAUGUGAUUCAAAUACACAUUCGGAUAUGUGUUGCUCGUGCUCUGAGUCAAGUUGUCUAUAUGCUGACACAAUGGAUUAUAAUACUAGUCAGUUUCAGGCAAGUUGUACACACAAUCGUGCUAAUUCUCGAAAUAGAAAUAAUAGAAGUCCCCGUAGAAGAACGAACAGGACAACAUCACCAACGUACAGUAGCGAAAGUAAUUAUUCAUCUAUUCCCCAGAGGCAAUGUGGUCCUGUUAAUUCACAGGAGAGACUGAGGCAUAACAGAAGUAAAGAUAAAGUGCCCAGUUUUCCACGAAGUGGUGGAUAUCAACAACAUAACUCAUCAGCUUCAAAUACAAUGAGCAGCUCGGGAAGCCAGAGAUAUAAUAAAUUAAACAGUCUCUUCAUGGGCGGCAAUAAUCCAAAUGCUACUUCUGAAUUACGUGAUAGCUAAGUCUUUUAUAUAGAGGGGAAAUAAAAAGAAGAGAGAUAGUGCAAGAGAGCAGUUUAAAGGCCUUCGAUAACAGCGAUAAUUCUCACAAUUGAUUGAGAGAUAAUAUCGUUGGUCUACUUCCAUUCAAAACAAAAACAAAAAGGGCUGUUUCGUGUUUGAAACGAAGAAAAAAAAACACACACACAUGACACAAGUAUCAUCGAUUUUACCAGUCGAAUUGGGUCGAAAAAAUAGGCAGAAACGACUUAUUCACUCUGGUCGCGUGCAGCUCCGAGUACUUGGGUGUUGGUUCCUCACGAUUUUAUAAAUAAUUUGAAGAAAUGCCAUUUUUUUCCAAGGUACUAUUUGAAAUUAUAUAAAUGAUUGUGUGCUGCACGUGGUUGGUUCUCUUAAAAAAAAAAAAAAUAAUAAUAAUAAUUAGGUUAAAAAAAACCUAAUAACUCUUGUACAUAUUAUACUCAUAUGAAUCUCAAAAACGUAGUCCAUUAGAAUCCCACGAGAAAAAAAAAACAGCUUUCAAUCUUUAAUGAAGAAGGAAUUAUCUAUUUCUUCCGCUAAUUUUCUAUUUUCAUUUGAGAAAAUAUACUACAUUUCACGAUUUGCAAAUUUGCCAGGCAAAUUGUGUCAUGUCGUGUACACUUAAAUGUCGUGACUUAAACGACAGUAUUGUUGACAUUGCAUUUUUACAAUAGAGAAUCAUUUUUUUUUUAUGAUUCUUCAAAGACUGUAAAAAGUGAUCGAUUAUCUUUUCUUUGCAUUUAUUACACUUAUAUAAUCACGUCGUUUUUACUCUUUUAUCAUCUUUUUUUCCCCUUAUUUCCAUAAAUUCUAUACAUUUUUUUUUCUUACUAAAUAUAUUUAAUUUUCCUUUUUUUGUAUAUUAAUUUAUUUUAACAAACGAACUGACAUUAAUUUAACGUUCAAAAAGUUGGACGGCUUUUGAAAAUCUUUCUCAUAUAGAGAUAAACUUUGCGAAUUUACAUAAUGCAAAGCUAAUGAAAUCAGUUCUCGACAAACUCAAUUUUCCGUUCACUGCCGUUUAAUCAUAAGAUAGACGAGUAUCGAAGAAAAAAAAAUGUUAAUUUACUUUUUUUUAAUGGUCCUUUUGCCAAUGACAAAUAAUAAUAAAAAUGCAAUUUUAUUGAAAAACAAAAUACUCCUAAUUAUUUAGGGAAGACAAUUGAAAUAAUGAAAGAAAAGAAAGAAUAAUCGGCGUGCAUUUCUUCCAGAACAAAAUAAUAUUUAUAGCAAUGCAUUAUAUAUAUAUAUAUAUAUAUAUAUAUAUAUAUAUAAAUAUAUAUAUAUAAAUAUAAAAAAAGUACGAGUGUAAGGUGUAUAAUCAUAUCAAUGGUUUUGUAUACAUUGUACAAAGUUAAUUAACGAAAUUAGUCAUUAGCUUUUAAUUUACACAUCAUUAACACGUACGCGCUGUAGAUCAUAAGUGAAAAACUAAAAGGAGUAAAUUUUAUAUAUGUAAUAAUAAUAAUAAUAAUAAUAAUAAUAAUAAUAAUGCUCCAAAAAAAAAAUUUAAGUGAGAAAGUGAAAACUUAUUUUGCACUGUAGUAAAAAGGUGCAAAAAUUAAAAAAAAAAUAAAUUGUGUAGAUGAGAAAAAACGCGUUGAAAUCUUAAAUAAAUACUUGUUAAGUAUAAUCUUCGACGAAUUGCAAAA